CAACACAGAGUCUCCAAAAGGAAAAGUGGAGCUUUAUACAGCGACGAGAGUGUGAGUGGUAAAGUGCGUUUUCCUUGCACUUCCAAUCUGUCACUCAAAAUAAAAUUCCCAAAGAGAACAAAAGAAGCGAAUCAGCAGAAGAGAGAGUAGCGUUUCCAAGAAGCGGAACUCAAACAGAGGGUUUUUGAUUUCUGAAGAAUCGUGUUCGGAGUCGGAGAUGGAGGCAUCCACUCCGUCUUCUGCGAAGCCCUUGUCCAUUACGCCGGGUUCUAGGGUUUUGAGAAGCCCUCUCUCCGACGAACAGAUCUGGAAGCGCCUCAGAGACGCUGGCUUCGACGAGGAAUCGAUUAGGCACAAAGACAAGGCUGCGCUUAUUGCUUACAUCGCUAAGCUCGAAGCUGAGAUAUAUGAUCACCAGCACCACAUGGGUCUUCUCAUAUUGGAGAAAAAGGAAUUGGCUUCCAAGUAUGAUCAAGUAAAGGCCUUGGCUGAAUCAUCUGAGUUAAUACAUAAACGUGAUUCAGCCAUGAAUAAAUCUGCAUUAACUGAAUCAAGGAAACGUGAAGAAAAUUUGAAGAAGGCAGUAAGCGUCAAAGACACAUGCAUAGCAAGUCUUGAAAAGGCCUUGCAUGAGCUGCGUACAGAAAGUGCUGAAACAAAGGUUGCAGCUGAGAGUAAAUUUGCUGAGGCACGCCAAUUGAUAGAUGAAGCACAGAAAAAAAUUACAGAGGCUGAAGCGAAGGUGCGUGCUGCAGAAUCAUUGCACGCAGAUGCUAACCGUUAUCACAAUCUUGCGGAAAGGAAGCUACGUGAUGUUGAAGCACGUGAAGAUAACCUUAGGCGGCAAAUCAUAUCCUUCAAGUCAGAUUGUGAUGAAAAAGAUAAGGAGAUGAUUCUUGAGAGGCAAUCCCUUUCCGAAAGGCAAAAGGGUUUGCAACAAGAGCAGGAAAGAUUACUUCAAUCACAAGCCUUGCUCAACCAGAGAGAGGAUCAGUUUUUGAGUAGAUCUCAGGAAUUAAAUCGUCUUCAAAAAGAGCUGGAGGACACAAAACUGAAAAUUGAAAAGGAACACGUAGUCCUACACAAUGAGAAAACUGCCCUAAAAUUGAAGGAGGCCACCUUAAUACAACAAGAAGAGGAACUUGCUAAAUGGAAAACUGAGCUAAACCAGAAAGAACAAGAGUUACUUGAAUUUCAAGUGAAACUUUCUAAUAAAGAAUCUGAUGAUACUCAGAAAGUUAUUGCUGGUCAGGAAGCCGAUAUGAGAACCAAAAGAUAUAACUUGGAAGUUGAGCUACAAAUGCAGCGGAAAUUGGUUGAAAAUGAAAUUGAGACAAAGAGACGGGCUUGGGAGUUGAAGGAGGUUGAUCUUAAACAUUAUGAGGAUCAAAUCCUGGAAAGGCAGCAUGAGUUGGAAGUUCUGUCGAGGUCACUGAGUGAGAAGGAGAAGGAUGUGAAGGAUCUGUUGAGUGCUAUUGAAGAAAAAGAUCAAAGGCUGAGUGCUGCUGAGAAGGAGUUUGAGUUAAAUAAAGCGCUUUUGCAAAAGGAGAAAGACGAUAUUGAACAAGCAAAGCAAGAUCUGCAGAAGUCUUUGGCAUCAUUGGAAAAUAAAACAAGACAAGUUGAUAUUGAAAAGGAGAGACUGGAGGCUGUGAAAAGUGAAGCAGGUGACUUGUCAAUUUUGGAAGUGAAACUAAAGGAAGAGAUUGACCUUGUAAGAUCUCAGAAUUUGGAGCUUUUGGCUGAGGCAGAUAAGCUAAAAGCUGAGAAGGCUAAGUUUGAAGCUGAGUGGGAGCUUCUUGAUGAAAAAAAAGAAGAGUUGCGGAAAGAAGCAGAUUUCAUAGCAAAGGAAAGGCAGGCAGUUUCCACUUUUAUUAAGAAUGAGCGUGACCAACUAAGAGAAGAGAAAGAGAAUUUGCGCAAUCAGUACACUCAAGACUUAGGGUUUCUUGCCAGUGAACGUGAAAAGUUCAUGAACAAGAUGGCACUUGAACAUGCUGAAUGGUUUGGCAAGAUGCAGCAAGAGCGAGCAGAUUUCCUGCGGGACAUUGAGAUGCAAAAGCAGGAGCUGAAUAACCUCAUUGAGAAGAGACGUGAAGAAGUGGAAAGUUAUUUGAAGGAAAGAGAAAAGGCUUUUGAGGAAGAAAAGAACACUGAACUUCAGUACAUUAAUGCUCUUAAGGAGAAAGCAGCAAAAGAGCUGGAACAGGUUUCCUUGGAGAUGAAAAGGCUUCAAACUGAGCGGGCUGAGAUAAAUUUGGAUCGUGAGCGGAGAAAUAGGGAAUGGGCUGAACUUACUAACUGUAUUGAGGAACUCGAGGUUCAAAGGGAUAAGCUCCAAAAACAGAGAGAACUGUUGCAUGCUGAUAGAAUUGAAAUUUAUAGUCAGACUGAAGAAUUGAAAAAAUUAGAAGAUUUGAAAGCUGUCUCUGAUGAUAAUGCUAUCACUGAAAUGCUUAAAUCUGAUAUGGAGUCUAACCAAAAGAAAAUCUCUGCAAGGAAGAGCUUGAAGCAUCAGACUCUUACACAAGGUGGUGAUAAAAUUGUCAAUGGGUUUGAUACUCCAUUUGUGCAGAAGUCAUCUGGUGUUUCAUCUGUUGUUUCUCCUCCUAGCCCUGUUCGAUUCUCAUGGAUAAAACGAUGCACGGAGCUAAUUUUCAGAAAUUCUCUCGAGAAGCCACUUGCGAGACAAGAGGAUUCCCCUAUGGUUUCUGAUACAGAUAAUGUUAGCAACGGGCAAAAGUACUUGGAAAAUGACAGGCCACUUGGUAAUAUUGGCGAGGGACAGCAAACAGCAUUUGCUUCUGAAGAACCAAAAGUAAUAGUUGAAGUACCUUCUCGAGAUGAUGAUGCUAGAAGUGAGUUUGAAUCUGUGGCUAAAGAUGUAAAUGGAAAAAGUGCUCUCUUAUUUCCAGAUGGACAUCAUGUCAGCAGACGGAAAAGAGGGAGGGGGAACAUGACUAAUAAAGUUGGUGAUCCUCUUGUAGAUCUGGGGCGAAAAAAGAAAUCGAGAGCAGAACAGACAACUGAAAAUCCUAUAGACCAGGACACUACCUUCUGUGUGGUUUCAACCCAAUCAGAUAUAUCAAAGGUCCAGCAGGUGUUAACCUCUUCAAAUCAAACACAAGGGAACACUGAAGAAACUCGUGUAGUAAUGAUUGAUAAGGUUAUUCAUGUAUCAGAAGUGACUUCUGAGAAAGUUGAUUGUCUCCCUGUCCCCAGUCAAGAACCAAGAGAUAAUUUGCAAGGAGAAACAACUGAUCGGUCAAAUUCUAUAACUAGACAGGAAGACAUUUUACCUUGUGCUUCUAGUUAGUGUUAGGUGUUGUUUGAAUGUGGACAGGGACUGCAGAUGGAUUUCAGUAUUGGUACUGAUAAUUGGUGUGGUUAAGACAAGUAUAUAUUAGGAGUGUAUGAGGAUGCCAUAGGAAUGGACUUCUCAUUUGUUAGUAAUUUGGAGCUGGGUAUGUAUGUAGAGCUAACUUCGAGAUGUUUGCUGUGUGUACACACUUAAUGGAUGCAGUUGCAAAUUGCAAUUAGGGUGGGGUAGACUGUUGAUAUCAUAGUUCAUAAAAUAGGCCAAAAAGGAGAAAAAAAAAGAGAGAAGUUAGAUGCAACCAAGGGUAGGUUACUCUUCCAAAGCGUGUUGGUUUUCUGAUUCACUGAGUUAUUCUGGCAUGGUUUUGUUUGUCGUAUUUGGGUUUUUGGCACAACGCUGAAUGUCAUUGUAGCCAUCAAUAGUGAUUUUACUUGUCUACAAACACGUUGGUCAGAAUCUCAUGUAUCUGAAGCGUGUGUUUAGCUGGUUCUUUAUUAUGCACCAGCGAUAGUAUUAUGUUUGCAUUCUGUUUUUGCUUAAA
Molecule: messenger RNA, 3860 nt
Organism: Cajanus cajan (pigeon pea)
Lineage: Eukaryota; Viridiplantae; Streptophyta; Magnoliopsida; Fabales; Fabaceae
Biological process (GO): nucleus organization
Cellular component (GO): nucleus
Source: RefSeq, a predicted model, not a curated record